Messenger RNA from Penicillium robsamsonii, 975 nucleotides. Its product is annotated as putative extracellular SCP domain protein Pry1. NCBI's taxonomy places the organism in Eukaryota, Fungi, Ascomycota, Eurotiomycetes, Eurotiales, Aspergillaceae. The transcript has 2 exons. The record is from RefSeq and is a predicted model, not a curated record. The coding region runs from base 1 to 975 and encodes 324 amino acids. Gene Ontology annotation, cellular component: extracellular region.
AUGGACCGAAACAACCACAACAAAACUACAAGAUGGCUGGCCAUUCUUGUACUCUUCACGAUGCAACUACUCAACGCAAAUGCCGCCGUAGUAACCGUCUGGACUACGGUAAAACUGCCUGCACCAACACAAACUGCCCCGUUAUCACCAUCGUACACCUCCCUCGACAAGUUCAAGGAUGAUAUGUUGAAAGUCACCAACGAGUACCGCGCCAAUCACGAUGCCGGUCCACUGAAAUGGAACGAUACACUGGCUGAGUACUCGCAGGAAUGGGCAGACGCCUGUAUCUGGAAGCAUUCGAAAAGUAGCUACGGCGAGAACCUCGCAUUUGGAUACAAGAAUGUCUCUGCUGCUGUCAUCGCCUGGGGCGACGAAGGCGAGAUGUAUAACUUCGACAAGCCGACAGGCUUCACUGAGGCGACGGGGCAUUUCACCCAGUUGGUCUGGAAGUCGACUACGCAGGUUGGCUGUGCUGCUGUCAACUGUGGGUAUAAGAAGGAUGACAACGCCAAAAGAGAUGGCGAGAUCGAAGUAGGAGAGGAGGCUCUCGAAGGGGCGUUGAUGACACCUCGUUUCAGCGGGGAUGGAGCGGAACGAGAUGGCCUGGAAGGACUGAAGGUUGCGCGAGGCGAGCCGCGAGCUCAGGGGUGGUAUGUUGUUUGCGAGUAUACACCUCCUGGAAAUGUUGUGGGCUUGCAGGAUUCCUACUUCAGGAAGAACGUCUCGCCAAAGAAGGAGCCUGGCGUUGAGUCACCGUCAACGUCUUCUUCGUCCACGACUUCUGAGUCUUCUUCCACGUCUAUGCCUCAGCCAUCGCCGUCGCCGAAUGCCGCGGCAUCCACUACCAUCGGGAGUCGUCGACCUAAGCAUCAUGGGCAUACGGGAUGUGCUAUAAAGUUCGAGCUGAAUUCGACAUUGGGGAUGAUGCUGGUAGCACUGGGAACGGUGGGUGUCGCAAGCGCACUUUACGGCUGA